UAUACGGAAUUACACAUUAAGUACUGUACAACAUUAUAAUGGGGCUUCCAGCAAAGUUCUGAUUAUACGAUAAAAUUAAUCUAAAAAAUAUUGUGUCAACGCAUCUUUAACUCAUCGUUCCCGAUUUUCGAGUUUUUUUGUAUGCAAGAUCUUCUCUAAUUAGUGUGCGAAAUGCAGAUCGGACGUGAUUCUUAUUUAUUUCCGCAUCAUAAAUAAAUAUGGAAAUCAUCUCAGCAGCGCGUCGAUUUUGCGCAUGAUAUAAGUGCGUAUUAUUAUCUGAGCAGCAAGUUUUGUUUCCGUUUUUGGAAUGGUGGGUUAUCGAUCUGUCUUGUGCUGCGUUCCACAACAUUAAACCGUAAAAUUGAAGGAAUAUAAAUCUGGAGUGUUUAUUAUUUGAUUAUGCUGGACUUGGAGUGUUGGGUGUUUUCUUUUUAGAACAAACAGUUUCUAGAACGUGUGGGCAGAAGAGCUGUUAUAAUAACUGCACGGUAUCUGAGAAAAGAAGCACCUCCGUCGACAUUGGCUAAUGGGCCUGUAAAUGCCGAAGCCUAAGAAAGGAAAAGCCGCCAAGCUCCCGCCGUGGGUGCGGCUGUGGCGACGAAAUGCCGCGGCCCAGACAUUUCUGGAGGAUACCGCCAACUUCGAGUGGAAGCAGGCCGCCCGCGCUUUCAAUCAGGUCCUCAUCCAGCACCGGCCCCAUCUGCGCCGGGUACGCCGCCGCGAGCUCCAGGAAGAAAUCCGCCAGGAAGCGCAGCGGAUCCAGCAGCAGAUCGCCCACCGCGAUGACACCCUGGAGUUCCUGAUGGAUGACAUGCGGGAAGCGUUUGAGCAGGAGGAACUGCUCAGUCAGCGGCACACGGCGGCGCUGCAGCGGCUGACGGAGAUUCAUGGGGAUCUGAAGAGGUUUCUCGAAGAAGAGUAUUAUGGGAACUUGCGCACGCUUAUGGCGGAAUUGUGUGCCAAGACGAAUAUGUUGGCCGAACAGAACGACAACGAGAUGAAGAAGAUCGAUCUGAUGUUGAAGGUCAUGGAUGAGGAAUGGGGCGAGGAGGAAACGGAGCGGCGGACCAAGUUCUUGACUGCUGUUGACGAGAUUAGAAACCGGAUAAUGGAGGAGAAACAGAUGCUACGCAUUACCAUGGAGCACACGAUCUCCGACCUAUAUCAGCAGAUGGAAGACGAGUACACCAAGUACAAGAAUAAAACCGAGGAGAAGCUGAUACGUUACCAAGAACUGCGUGCCAAAGACGAGACCAACUCCAAGGAGGUCAAAUACCAAAUCACCAGGAUCAACAUGCUCUCGAAAAUGGUAGCAACGAAAAAAGCGAAAUUCUCCGCGUACCAAGAGAAAUCCGACAUCAAAAUGCAAUACUGGGACGAAUUGAAAAACCGGCUGAAAGCGGCCACGGGAGUCGUGAAGCACCGCAUCCGCCACGGCAACGACCGCUUCCUCAACGAGUACAAGGAUAUGACGGCGCAAUUCCAGGCCGUUCAUGAUCAGCUGCUCAAGCUGGAAAAGACGGGUGUACGACUGGUGCGGCACGCGCUGGCCGCUCACAGGAUGCAGCAUCCCGAUGAUAAACUGUACGCGUCGGUAGAGAAGCGUAUGGACGAUUUAGAUAAGGAAAAACCGAAGAAUGAUGCAGCGAAAGCGCCGCAGUUAGACGUUAACAAGAAUAUUGAGGAGAUCUUCAUGCUGGAGCCGUUUAUCAUGAACACCGCCCAUAUGGAAGUCAAGAACAUUGUCCGGCGUCAUGAAAACCGUCAGCUGAAAGCGCACAACCAACGUCUAGAGAAGUUGGUUAACGAGUACGUGCGAGCCAAGACCAUCGACGACACGAGCCUGGCCAAUAAGUACGACAACCCUCUGCUGAGCAUCAAGGGACCGACCUAUGUCGUGGUUGACCGUCCGGAAACAUUCCGCUUGAGCCCGAAACCGAUGGGAAGGUGAUAGGAAAAAUUUGACAUCUCAAUUCUAUCCGCAUCUCAAAUACAAUUUUGUUUUUUUUGAGUCUGUAAUUAAUGUCACAUUUUACGGAUUUUGAGUUGAGUGAUGAACCGGCCUUGUUGCUGCUCUGCCUUUGAGUGCCAACCGUUUUUAAGUUUUCCAUUAUUAUGCGUGCACCGCGAAAUCGGCAUGAAAAAUGGAAA
Messenger RNA from Paramacrobiotus metropolitanus, 2151 nucleotides. RefSeq names its product golgin subfamily A member 6-like protein 22. The record is from RefSeq and is a predicted model, not a curated record. The transcript is spliced from 9 exons. Gene Ontology annotation, cellular component: axoneme; axonemal dynein complex. Lineage: Eukaryota; Metazoa; Tardigrada; Eutardigrada; Parachela; Macrobiotidae. Gene Ontology annotation, biological process: cilium-dependent cell motility; axonemal dynein complex assembly; regulation of cilium movement. The coding region runs from base 539 to 1951 and encodes 470 amino acids.